This is a messenger RNA of Corythoichthys intestinalis (scribbled pipefish), 2158 nucleotides long. RefSeq lists its product as uncharacterized. The transcript has 15 exons. Bases 44 to 2113 code for a protein of 689 amino acids. The record is from RefSeq and is a predicted model, not a curated record. Lineage: Eukaryota; Metazoa; Chordata; Actinopteri; Syngnathiformes; Syngnathidae.
CCAAAGACAAAACUGUAGACCUGCACCAGGCUGGGAAGACUGGAUGUGCAAUAGAACAUCGUUGCUGACUAUCAAGAGCACCAAGAUGCAAGCUAUAAGGUCUCUGUUUUUCCCCAAAUGGUCAUCUGAUGUGCGUUUGGAUGGGAAGACGGCUGUCAUAACCGGUGCCAACACAGGAAUAGGCAAAGAGACGGCAAAGGAUCUGGCUGCUAGAGGUGCAAGAGUGAUUCUGGCUUGCAGGGACAUGGCAAAGGGAGAGCAAGCGGCCCGAGACAUCAUGAGGGAGGUGUCAUGUGCCAAAGUUGUCGCCAGGCAUUUGGACCUGGCCGACACCAAAUCCAUUUGCCAGUUUGCCGAGAAUAUCUACAACACGGAGAAAGGUCUGCACUACUUGAUUAACAACGCCGGUGUGGCUAUUUGUCCUUACUCUACCACUGUGGACGGAUUUGAGACGCAGUUUGGAGUCAAUCACUUGGGUCAUUUUUUCCUCACUUUCCUACUACUGGACUUGCUCAAGCACUCAGCCCCUUCCCGAGUCAUCACCCUUUCCUCGACCGCUCACACCAUGGGCAGGAUCAAUUUUGAAGACCUGGGUGGUGAGAAAAACUACCACCCUGUGCGGGCUUAUGCUCAGAGCAAGUUGGCGAACGUUCUAUUUACCAGAGAGCUGGCCAAGAGGACCGAGGAUUUGGGAGUAAUGGCUUUCUCUGUGGACCCUGGUGCCGUCAACACUGAGAUAACCAGACAUAUGAGGUGGCCCAUGGCAGACGUCAUCAAAACGUUUUCCACUCUGAUUAAGACUUCAGCAGAGGGCGCCUACACCACCAUCUACUGCGUGGUCACUCCUGAGAACGAGAUGCAUAAUGGGGGGCACUACAAGGACUGUGCUUAUUCCAAGAGCUGCUGGGCGGGCCGAGAUGAUGGCACUGCUUUAAAGCUGUGGGCUGCCAGCUGCCACCUGCUGGGAAUCCAAUAUACAAUGAUUCGCGUGGGUGGAGCGUCUGCUUCCCAAUCUGGAAUUUGCAAAUCAAUUACGUGCCAACUCACACCUCAUUGGCCCAGCUCUGAUGAUGCACGGACAAAGUGGGCGGGGUUAUUUGGAGCGACGACGAUGGUGAUGAUGAUGUUGCAAACUGUAAAGAGACCGAUUAUUCCUAUCAUCCUCAAGUGGUGUCAACCGGUGUUUCGUGAGGUGGGAAUUUGGAGCUGUGGAGGAAAGAUGAACUGCAGAGGUGUGUGCUGCAACCGUUGGUCAUCUGAGGAGAGGCUGGACAACAAAACAGUCAUCAUUACUGGAGCGAACACUGGCAUAGGCAAGGAAACAGCCAAAGACUUGGCAGCAAGAGGUGCCCGCAUCAUUAUGGCAUGCAGGGACCUAGAAAGAGCAGAGGAGGCGAGAUCGGAGAUUUUGGAAGAAACCGGUAAUGAGAACUUGGUUGUCAGGAAACUAGAUCUUUCUGACAGCAGGUCCAUUCGAGCUUUCGCUGAGCUCAUCAUUAAAGAGGAGAAACACGUCAACAUUUUGAUCAACAACGCUGGCAUCAUGAUGUGUCCAUACUCCAAGACCGCUGAUGGCUUUGAAAUGCAAUUUGGAGUCAACCAUUUGGGUCACUUCCUGUUGACGUACCUGCUGCUGGACCUGAUCAAGUUUUCAGCUCCCGCUAGGAUCGUCGUUGUAGCAUCGGUGGCACAUACCUGGACCGGCCUUCGACUGGAUGAUCUGAACAGUGAGAGCAGCUAUGACACCAUGAAGGCCUAUGGGCAGAGCAAACUAGCCAAUGUGCUCUUUGCGCGAGCUCUUGCCUCAAAGUUAACAGGAUCAGGCGUAAGUGUUUUCUCGCUCCACCCCGGUGUGGUACAGUCGGACCUGUGGAGGCACCAACACCAGUGUAUCCAGGUGGCCGUGAAGAUCUUCAGGAUCUUCACGAAGACAACAGUGGAGGGGGCUCAGACCACCAUCUACUGUGCUGUGCAGCCUGGCCUAGAGAGCCAGAGUGGAUCCUACUUCAGUGACUGCGCCCCUGCGAGGUGCUCCAGAAGUGCCUCAGAUGAUGAUUUGGCUAAGAAGCUGUGGGAAAGAAGCUGCAACAUGCUUGGCAUCACCUGGCAAUGAAAAUUUUUGCAAAUAAAAGAUGUUAGGAAGGACUUUGCGUUACGU